Molecule: messenger RNA, 1433 nt
Organism: Papaver somniferum (opium poppy)
Lineage: Eukaryota; Viridiplantae; Streptophyta; Magnoliopsida; Ranunculales; Papaveraceae
Product: RING-H2 finger protein ATL2-like
Exons: 1
Coding region: 99-1088 (329 amino acids)
Source: RefSeq, a predicted model, not a curated record
GAAACUUCCUUUCUCCCCUGUCAUAAAAACCCCAUUCUCUUCUUCCUCUCCCAGAAGAAACCCCAUUUUCCCCAUCAUUUCUCUCUUUAGGAACCAAAAUGAGUGACGAUGAUAUUAAUUUUUCCCAAAGGGGAUAUGUAGCGACACCACGAGGCUAUGCACUUAGCGGAAAAAUCAUGUUAAGUGCAAUCAUAAUCCUGUUCACGGUUGUGAUUCUCAUUGUUUGUUUUCAUAUCUAUGCACGUUGGUUUUUACAACAUCACCGUCCUCGGCCGAGCAAUCUGAGUCGGAAUCGUCGCCGUAGACGACACCGGAGAACUCACCGAACUCAUUUUAUCUUCACCUCAAACCCGCUUCCGGGAGACACGGUUUUCGCAGUUUCUCGUGGUCUUGAUUCGAAUGUGCUCAAGUCUAUUCCUGUAUUCACUUACUCGGCGGAUACUCAUAAACAAAAGGAUGAUCAAAAUGGUGGUGGUGCUGCGGAGGAUGGUGAUCAUGAUGUUUUAGAAUGUGCCGUGUGUUUAUCUGAAUUCGAAGAGAAUGAAAUCGGCAGGAUAUUGCCGAAAUGCAAACAUAGUUUCCAUGUCGAAUGUAUUGAUAUGUGGUUUCAUUCUCAUUCUACUUGCCCACUCUGCAGAACCCCUGUUACUCCAGAAACAGCAACAACAACAACUGAAUCAUCAUCAGCAGCAUCAGAAACAGCUACAAUUCAUGAAUUAACUCGAAUCGUAAUUGAUUCUUCAUCAGCAGAACAAAAUUCUAGUUCUAAUCAACCUUGCACAUCUUGUAGAAAUGAAGGGUCCAGUAGUUCUGUCUCUGGGUCUGGGUCAUCUUCAACUUCUGUUUCGCCAUUAUCAAUUGAAGUUCGAAAACCAGAGGAAUCAAAUCUGAAGAGUUUGAUAGAAGAAACAGCAGGUCAACAAGGGUUAAAAUCACCAGGGAGUAGAAUGCUUUCGUUGAAGAGGAUAUUAAGCAGAGAAAGAAGAAUGUCUUCAAUGAGUAAUUCGUUGAGUUUCUGUAGUUAUGUCACCGACAAUACUGUUGAUCAUGAUGAAGAAAAUCAGGUUCAAGUUCAACAACCAAGAUGACGGGUAUGAGAAACGGUCAGUCAACGGUUAUCUCUGAAUAGGGAUGAAGAGACGUGGAGAAAUGUAAUGUUGUUCAUCUGUAGACCGGGAAGGUAUGGGUGAAUUUCCCGCCAUUGACUAUAAAAGUUACUGCAAUUUGUAGAUACGGUAAAAAAGAAGUAGGGGUUUAAUGCUAUUUUAUUUUUUUAUUUGUUACCUCCGUGUAUAUUUAAGAUUUUAAUGUAAUCAAAAGAACGUAUUCGCGUUUAAUUAGUUGGUUUGGAGCCUGACUCUAAGUUGAAUUUUCAGAUAUGAGCGUGUGUAUCAAACAUAAAUCGUUGAUUAAUAUCCGAAUACAUUUAUGUA